Coprinopsis cinerea okayama7#130 is the source of this 2031-nucleotide messenger RNA. RefSeq lists its product as hypothetical. Lineage: Eukaryota; Fungi; Basidiomycota; Agaricomycetes; Agaricales; Psathyrellaceae. The record is from RefSeq and is a predicted model, not a curated record. Bases 1 to 2031 code for a protein of 676 amino acids. The transcript has a single exon.
AUGUCUUCAGACAAUGCCAAAUCGGGUGGCAGCCCCAGAUCCAAACCUAUAACUAGGAGCACCUCUCUCCGCCGUUCCCUGAAUCUCUCCUCUUUAAUAGCGGGAGUCAGGAGCAAGGACAGCUCUGACGACUCGAAGGCCUCCAAGAAAUCCAAGGUCUCCACCAGACGACAGAGUGCCAUCGUCGCGCCCUCUAUCAGCGCACCGCGGGCAUCCCUCGACGGCCGCACCUCUCAAUCCGCUUCCAAACGCGAAAAGACGCCCGACUCCAAGACAAUCACUCGCAGGCGAGCAUCCGGCACCCACACACGCGCUUCCGCAGAGGAACAGGCCCCCAUGAAGUCCUCUGAGCCAACCAGCAUAUCCGCCGUCCGCGCUACAAGCGCUCGCACCAGGGCCGCCAAUGGAAUCCCAAAGUACCGCCCCAAAUCUCAGGCAAUCGAGCCAUCCAAGCCAUCGACCCCAGUGAAGUCAGGCACUCGUCGCCGUCUCAGCACCUCAUCGGAAGAUGGCGGGAAAGAGCAGCGGAAGCCCCAGACGACGACGCCUUCUCCCAAGGAAAAGGAGAAACGGCCAAUCAGCCCAUUGCCUCAGCGUGCUGCGUUGAAGGCAUCUUCCGCUGUGAACUCUACCCCGCCAGCGACUCCGUCGACCCCGUCCAGUAGGAUCAGGCCCCCGACUACCCCCUCCGCCAACAGUCUCAGAUCAUCACCCACCCGGCCAGCGAAGGUCUUGAAGACUGCCACAGCGUCAGCUGCAUCAUCUGUCGUCAGGCCUUCUUCCUCUGCUUCUUCUUUGUCCAGCUCUUUCACUCCCCGCACUCCCAAAGGCUCUACCCUAAAGUCCGCACUGACACGCUCUGCCAAGGACAAAACGAUAACAGGUUCCACGCCAGUUAAAAAUUCCCCUAUCACACCCUCAAGGGAUUCGCCCUCUCCUCUUGCUCGCCAUUCCCGGAACGCUUCGAAAUAUGCCAGCUCUUCAUCCUCACACGUCGGCAACAUGUCCCACAUCUCAGAGGCGAACAGCGAAGAUAGUGAGGAGGACGACGUGUUACUGUUAUUAGCUCCGGUUGCCAACUUGGCUGCCCCGACACCUGCUAUGCCCCGCAUCCAAAGGACCAGGAGACGUCAAGCCCCCGAAACGCCCUCCAGGGAAAAGCCCAGCGACAAGAAGGACAAGUCUCGUUUAGCACCCCCGCGUUUGACGACAUCAAUUUCUGCUCGAGGACAUUUGCGACCUCCGCGAGCGCAGUCCAUUACCCCCGUCAAUACCCGACAAUCGAUUCUAUCCUGGGAGCAGCUGAGCAACGAUGCAUCACGUACCUUAGGCGAAGGCGAGGUCGAGCGCAUGAUUACCGAUGUCCCUGCCCCGUUCUCGGGUCCAACAUCACCUGCCCUCAGCUCCUUACUUGACAUCCCUCCCAGUCCCUGUUUGAGCGCCAUCGAUUCCCCUGGUGGUUUCGGCUCUAUUUCCCAGGUCCUCCUACCCGAUGUCACACCCUCUCCAGCUCCAUUCCACAAUGCCUCGACGCGUUUCAGCGUCUCCCCUGAAGCAGCAGGCGAAUCAUCAGCAACUUACCUUCGAUUACAACUCGUGGCAGCCGAGAAUCUCGCAAACGAUAGGUUAGCGAGGAUCCAGGCGAUGGAGGAGGAGAUCCAUAAUUUGAAGCAGGUGCAUGCGCAGCAGAUGGAGGAGAUGGCAUCGCAGAUGAGGUAUAUGGAAAAGGAGGAUGAAAAGGCAGGGUACGCUGCGGCAUUGGAGGAGCAACUCUUAUCGGCCCGGGCAAGUUACCAGCAGGCUAUAGAGGCUGCCAUCUCCCAGACGGAAAGUGCAGCGAAGUCACAACAAGAUAAUGCAUUGAAAGUACAACGAUCUCAGUUCGAUGUGCUGGCUGCUGUCAUGGCCACAGAAAAUUCAUGGCUCUCGGUAGGAGAUUCAUGCCAGGCAGAGCUGGAUGCCAUCCAGGGAGAAAGGGAGACACUCGCUCUUCUCUUGGCCGAGCUGGAAACUAUCAACAUCUAUUCUUGA